AUGGUUGAAGAACCUAUGUUGAUGCAGAUCCCUCCUGAGAUUCGCAUGUUGAUAUACGACUAUCUCCUUGACAAUGGCGGAACAAAAGACAUAUCGAUCCGAAACCAAACGAGGAGUGAAUAUGAGGCGCGCUGCUCCAAGAGUCAACGCUCAGCGUACCAUGUAAUGGAGCGGACUGUCGCGAAGAAGUCAAUCCAAACGACAUAUUGCGCCGACCCCGAACCCCAUCGAGUGAUGCACACCGCGAUCAUGCACAUCAACAGGAAAAUUCGAGAGGAAGCGUCUCAUUUCCUGUACACGAGACAUGCCUUCCAUUUUGGAGAAGACCUCGAGGCCGUGGUGCCCUUUCUCACCGAUAAGACGCCACGCACUAGAGACAUAGUCCGCGAAAUCAGCCUUUACAAGAGCAGCCCGACAAAUGCUGUAGAGCCAGGUUCAUACGACUGGCCUUCUGUUUGUCGUUCGUUACGGAGCUUGCAAAGCUUGGAUAAGCUGACGCUUGUCAUUGAAGGCGCUCGGCCACGAGGGCCUUGGGACGGCCCACAGAGCUUGACAGUGUCUGACUUUCGCCUAUUAUACACAACUCGCCAUGAGAGCCUGGAGUGGGCGCGGGAACUGGCUUCUAUCAGGUCGAUCAAAGAGGUGGUGAUUGUGGCAGAUAUUCAUAACUUACCGCACCCCGAAUCGAACAUGAUGCUGGUCCUUGCCGCAUUCUCAUCCUCGAUUGAUACGUCGUUGGUGGACUUUCUCCGCGAUGAUCUUGGGAUUCCCGCUCGAGUUGGACAACCACAAUAUUGCGGUGUUGGAGUAUUUGGUCGAUCCAGGAAAUGCCAACGGAAUGGGUGUUUGACAAGUUAA
Molecule: messenger RNA, 858 nt
Organism: Fusarium sp. VM40
Lineage: Eukaryota; Fungi; Ascomycota; Sordariomycetes; Hypocreales; Nectriaceae
Source: the annotation of a GenBank genome assembly